Messenger RNA from Heterotrigona itama, 606 nucleotides. NCBI's taxonomy places the organism in Eukaryota, Metazoa, Arthropoda, Insecta, Hymenoptera, Apidae. The record is from the annotation of a GenBank genome assembly.
AUGGAUAAAGCGCUGCGCGUCUGCGGGCACACACCUUCUACCACGUCGAUUAGAAUGACCGCACCAUCGCAUAGUCUAACAGCCGUUGAGACUUCAGAAGCAAAGUCUACGUGUCCUGGAGAGUCGAUCAGAUUGAUGACAAAGUCUCCACGGUUGACAAAGACGGUCAAAAAAGCCGCGAAACUCAUCAUCGAGAAAUAUUAUACCCGAUUGACCAAUGAUUUCCAUACAAACAAAAGAAUAUGCGAAGAAAUUGCUAUUAUCCCUAGUAAAUCUCUGAGAAAUAAAAUCGCUGGAUUUGUCACGCACUUGAUGAAGCGUCUCAGACACAGCCAAGUACGUGGCAUUUCCAUCAAACUCCAAGAAGAAGAGAGAGAACGCAGGGACAACUAUGUGCCUGAGGUGUCUGCUUUGGAGCAUGAUAUCAUCGAAAUUGAUCCAGAAACUAAAGAAAUGUUACAAAUGCUUGGUUUCAACAACAUCCCGGGCCUUCAACUGACGCAGUCACAAUUACCACCAUAUAGCAGGCAUUCUUAAAGUUCAUUUCAUCAUAUUAAAUAAGAUUAUUAGCAUUGCACUUUUCAAUAAAACUGCAAGCUGACAUUC